AUGGAGACCGUGAUUCCCACUGUCUGGACGGGUGUCUGGCCAGAGAUUCUCCCCGAGGACUCAGAUGACGAGGACACUGAUGGUGGAGCCGUGACCGCUGACGUGGCCCGGGAUGAUGACCUGUCUCUGCGCUACUAUGCGCGGAUGCUGUUCCGCGAGAUCCAGCGAGACGUCGUGCUGCUGCCCAUGUUCCGGGAGUACAUGCAGCGCCCAGCGCAGCAUGUGAACGUGCCCGAAGCCUUUUAUCUGAUGAGCCUCUGGAUGGUUCCGGAGCAAACCAACAACCGAGAGUCCAGUCUUAAGACCUGCUACAUGAAGGUCGCCGGCCUGGUUUUGGACGAGCUUCGUCGGAAGCUCCCGGAGCACCCGGCCGCCGCCUGGGAUACGUGCAAAAAGAACCCGUUCGGACCUACGCUGUGGACGGACGACCAGACACUGCUGCUCCUGGACGUGCUGAACGUCGUGCUGUAUGACCAGCUUGCCCUGAUGAAGGAUGAAGAGCCGGCGUACGCACCGACUGCCGAGCUGAACACACUGGUGCUCUACCUUCGUCGCCACCUCCACUGCGCCGGCUCCGGGACGCAGACUGUAAUGGGGACGGUCUACUCCUCGGUAGCUGGCAUGCUGGGUGUCAACCUCCACAAUGUGCAGUUCCCGCAUAGCUCGAUGAUCUGCUGGCACCAAACGGACAGUGAAGAGUACCUGUUCAUCGACGUUGUCCGUCGCGGCAUGCAGCUAUCCAGAGAGCAGGUGUUGGAGGAGUUGAAUGCUGUACAUCCGGACAUGGAUCUUCAGAUGCUGGAACCCUUCCCCAGAGCAGGGCUGCUGGGCCGCCUGAUCAAUGGCGCCACCCAUCCAGAAGCCCGCCGGCCAGAGACUGGCUUCGACCUGGUGUCGUUUGAGACACUGGCUUGCUGGGCUCGCAGCGACUACCGCCUGGACAUGGCUGCGCUCGACGACCUGAUGUCCGCUGUGGCUCGCUCCAGACCGAUGUACACACGCCGCCUGCUGCAGGUGAACCUCCGCGCGGCGGACCGAGCAGCGGGCGACUAUCCGAGGCAGUUCGGCGUCGGUGACGUCGUCACGUACGGCGACGAGCGCCUGGCAGUGGUGUACGGCUGCUCACCAUACUACGAGGUCUCACAGGACUGGAUAGCACAUAGCCGCGUCUGCUCCGGACUUGAGCGGGGAGAAAAGCAACCUUUCUACAACUUGCUGAUGGAGGGUGACGGUUUCGGAUGCAUGGCUGAAGAGGAGCUGCAACUGGCCCCAGAUCCCCAGCCUAUCGAUCAUCAGGAAGUGGGACGCUUCUUCACCCGGUUCGACGGGGAGCGGUACGAGCCGAUCGCUCCGCUGGCCAUUCUCUUCCCCGAGCCGCGGCGUGAGCAUGAGUCAAAAACGAGCUUCGUGGAGUCUCCGAUAGAUGGCAGCGACAGCGACUGGGAAGACGACGUUGAGGAUGAAGAGGAAGAAUGGAGACGGGCACCUCCCACAGUGUGGAUGGGCGUUUGGCCAGAGAUCCUUGCCGAGGACUCAGAUGAUGAGGAGGACACUGAUGACGUUGCCGUGGCCGGUGACUGUGACCCGGUGGACCAUUGAUGGGUGCGUUGAAUUGUGCGGAAAAUCACAGGGGUUUUCUGAAUACCUCAGCUGCCUCAGUAACUCUGUAUGGCUGUACAUAUGUGCAUAUUUGUGUGCAGGUGUUUUGUUUGCAUCUAACCCAUGGCAUUUCACUGUGAUUUGUCACGCUGUAUUGACGCCUUUUAUCCCAGGCAGUCGGUGCUUGCAGACAUAACGUCAUGAUGCUGUUUCUCAGGUGCCUUCAUUUGUAUGUGAUAGUUUUUGUGCCAUCGGUUGUUUAUGUCAUGCCGGCUUGAGAAAUAUGUGCAUGUGCCACCCGUACAUUUGUUUGUAUCAUGAGUGAUAUGUGACGAAUGAUUUCGUACCUGGCAUGCAGUGGUGGCUGUGCGAAAGCUCAUCAGUGAUAUUUCGUCAAUUGUUAAGGCAUUGAAAUGUGUCCAUUGCUUUGUUCAUAUCUAUGCUCAGGCAUUGAAAUGUGUUCAUUGCUAGGUCAUCAUGGGCUAUUGCUUACAUACCUGUGAUAUGUUUUCAAGUCUUGUGCCUUCAUUAACGCCGAUAAUUGUGUCCUGUUUAUCUACAUUUAUCGGCGGUAGAUAGGCAAUUGGUGAUUGCGGAUGUAACGUGAUCAUCCUGUUUCUCAGGCCCCUACAGUUGUAUGUGAUAAUUUUCUGUGCCAUCAGUUUUGUAUGUAAUACGAGCUUUAGAAGUAUGCGCAUGUGCCAUUUCUACAUUCAUCUGUAUAAUAUGAGUGAUAUGUUACGAGUGAUUUCGCCCUUGGCUGUGGGAAGGCUCAUCAGUGAUGUAUAGUCAAUUGUUUAGGCGUUGAAAUGUGUUCCUUGCUGUGCCUUAGGGCUUCGUGGGCUAUUACUUGCAUAGCUGUGAUAUGUUGUAAAGUCUUGUGCCUUCAUUUUCGCCGAUAAUUGUGUCCUGUACAUGCACAUUUGUCGGUGGUAGGUACCACGUGCCGUUGGUAACGCAGUUUUGCAAAGGAGCGACUUCGGGCUUUGCGUGCGUCAUAU
Messenger RNA from Pollicipes pollicipes, 2600 nucleotides. RefSeq names its product F-box only protein 21. NCBI's taxonomy places the organism in Eukaryota, Metazoa, Arthropoda, Thecostraca, Pollicipedomorpha, Pollicipedidae. The transcript has 9 exons. The record is from RefSeq and is a predicted model, not a curated record. The coding region runs from base 1 to 1599 and encodes 532 amino acids. Gene Ontology annotation, molecular function: DNA binding.